Messenger RNA from Onychostoma macrolepis, 1917 nucleotides. RefSeq lists its product as uncharacterized. The coding region runs from base 938 to 1684 and encodes 248 amino acids. The transcript is spliced from 7 exons. NCBI's taxonomy places the organism in Eukaryota, Metazoa, Chordata, Actinopteri, Cypriniformes, Cyprinidae. The record is from RefSeq and is a predicted model, not a curated record.
GUGUUUAAGCAAUAUUUCUUCCUGGUCUAACAUAUGUAAAAGUUGUUGGUGUAACCAACAGGUUGAUUCAGAGUCAUAUUAAGUAUUAUUUUUGUCUUAACACAACCAGUUACUUUAUUUAUUUAUGUAUUUAUGUAUAAUUUUGGUAUACCUGAAAAAAACGUUAUAUAUCUUUGUCUGUGUCUUUACUUAAAAGUAGUCUAUAGGCUAUUACUGUAUUAAAACCAGAAAUUAAUAAAAAAAAAUUAAAAAGUUAGAAAUUAAUUGAAAUUUUAGGCAGCUUUCUAUUUGAAUGAAAAAAAAAACAGAAAAGAAAGAGAAAGAAAAAGAAAAAAACAGUGUUCUCAUUGCAGUGUUGGGCGGUAGCGUCGCUACAAGUAGUGAUGCUCGUAGUUUAACUACAUUUCUCAGUAGCGUGUCACUUCUUUCUGAAUCAAAUAGCUUUUCAGUAUAAGCUCUUUUUUUGAUCAAGUAGCGCGGUAGCGUCAACAAAAGCUAACGUUACAUUUUCCAAAGAAAGCAUUCUGAAACUCGAGCUCAAAUCAGAAAUAUAACAGCUACGGAUCACUGAUCCUGGAUCAGUAAGUGACACCACAGACACUAAAGCUCGUAACGCCAUUGGCUAAUCAAGCUGUCAGUCAAACCUCAUUAUUCCUCCCGCCUCAGUCGUCAAUGAAUUGCGGCGUGCAGUUGGGUAUAUGUCGAACGUCACCUCACAAACCCGGAAAAAAGGUCUCAUCGCUUCCGCUUUGUCGGAGAACGUAUUAAUAGCAGUAUUAAAAAAUGGCGAUAUCAAUGGACUUUUAAGGACUGUGUCCAGUACACUGUGCCCAUUCACUGUGCACAUCCACUGUACACAUUCUCAACUUCUCUGACAGGACAAGACCAUAUAGUACAACGUUAAGAAUUCUGCAGUCUUGAAAACACAAUCUGAACCAUGACAACUAAAUCCCCAGAAAAAAUCAAGGAGGAAUUUCUGUCAUUCAUUAAAGAAGAUGCUGUGGACCUCUGUGGAAUAGCAAAUUUCGUAAAGCAUCAUUGCAACUCUACAAUUCCUCUUGUGAAACCAAGAGGUUGUACUCUGAGAGUUUGUGGGCUGGAAGAAACAGUGUACGAAGGGGAUGAAGAACAGCUUGAAGCCUGGAAAGAUUAUUACCUGCCAGAAAGGAUGGAAAUGGAGGUGAUUGGUGCCAUUGAUGACUUCCCAUGUGAUGCAUCCGGUCUGCAGUUGGUGCUUUUGUUGGGUGAAGAUGGAAGGGUCUUUGCUUGUGAGGAUGAGCUUCUGCACCUCGUAGCCAGGAAUUUGAGGGACCUGUUCCAGUGUGAAAUGGCUUUUCCUGGAAUAGAGACCUUCAAGCUUGGAGAGUGUUUUGAAGAGCCGACUGAGGAAGAAUAUCUUGAAAUGAUGGAAAGUGAUGAUGUCAAAGAAAUGAAGAUAUUACACAUGCAGUACAGAGAAUCUCUGGAGCUUGAAUUGCUGAACACUAUGAAUGAAAUCACAAAGAGCCGUAAGGUUCAUAAACAAGAACAAGUGGUUUCAGAGGAGUUCACUUCAAGCACAAAACAAAGAUUUCAGGAAAGUUCAUCAAUAUGCUGUUGCAAGAUGGAAAACAGAGAAAAAGUUUGGUACAGUCAUUGUCAUUACAGGGCUUCUUGCCAAUCAAACCAUGAGCUUAUGGUGUAAAAUUACAUGAAUCCUGUUCUGUCUUGAUCUUCUGCUCUGUAAAACCCAACAAGUUAGGUUAACUCAAACCGUUUGAGGCAACCGAUUGCCUUAACACAUUUAAGUUUUUAAAAAAACAAUUAUGAGUGCUCUGAACUUAUUUCAGUUGAGUUCACUAAAAUAGGAUAUACAUUGCAGUUAGGUAAUUAAGUGAUUAAUUAAGUGCUAAUUGAGCAUUAGUGAUGAACACCUGC